CGGACCGGCAAUGGCGGCGCGGCGGAACGUGAACGUGGGCGUGCUGGGCCACAUCGACAGCGGCAAGACGGCGCUGGCGCGCGCGCUCAGCACCACGGCCUCCACCGCCGCCUUCGACCGGCAGCCGCAGAGCCGCGAGCGCGGCAUCACGCUCGACCUGGGCUUCUCGUGCUUCGCGGUGCCGCUGCCCGAGGCCGGCGCGCCCGAGCUGCAGGUGACGCUGGUCGACUGCCCGGGCCACGCCUCCCUGAUCCGGACCAUCAUCGGCGGGGCCCAGAUCAUCGAUCUGAUGAUGCUGGUCAUCGAUGUGACCAAGGGGAUGCAGACCCAGUCGGCGGAGUGCCUCGUGAUUGGUCAGAUCGCCUGCGAGAAGCUGGUCGUGGUGCUGAACAAAAUAGACCUGUUACCCGAAGGGAAGAGACAGGCGGCCAUCGACAAGAUGACGAAGAAGAUGCAGAAGACCCUGGAGAGCACCAAGUUCCGGGGUGCACCCAUCAUUCCCGUGGCGGCCAAGCCUGGGGGCCCGGAGGCCCCCGAAACGGAGGCUCCUCAGGGGAUCCCAGAGCUCAUCGAGCUCCUGAAGUCCCAGAUCUCCAUCCCGACGAGAGACCCCUCGGGCCCGUUCCUCAUGUCCGUGGACCACUGCUUCUCCAUCAAGGGCCAGGGCACCGUCAUGACGGGGACCGUCCUCUCAGGCUCCGUCAGCCUCGGCGACAGCGUGGAGAUCCCCGCCCUCAAGGUGGUGAAGAAGGUCAAGUCCAUGCAGAUGUUCCACACGCCCGUCACCUCGGCCAUGCAGGGUGACCGCCUGGGCAUCUGCGUCACCCAGUUUGACCCCAAGCUGUUGGAGCGCGGGCUGGUGUGCACCCCUGAGUCGCUGCCCACCCUGCACGCGGCCAUCAUCUCCGUGGAGAAGAUCCCCUACUUCCGGGGCCCGCUGCUGACCAAGGCCAAGUUCCACAUCACGCUGGGCCACGAGACGGUCAUGGGCCGCCUGCUCUUCUUCAGCCCCGAGCCCCAGCGCUUCGACCAGGAGCCCCAGGUGGACGCCUUCGACCUGGCCCAGGAGUACCUCUUCCAGGAGCGCUACCUGAGCGGGGACCCGGCCACCGAGGGCGACCAGGCGGACGGCAGGGCCGGCCAGGCCCCCGAGGGCCGCUGUCCACGGCAGCAGUGGGCCCUGGUGGAGUUCGAGAGGCCGGUCACCUGCCCUCGCCUGAGCCUGGUCAUCGGCUCCCGGCUGGACGCGGACAUCCACGCCAACUCGUGUCGCCUGGCCUUCCACGGUCGCCUGCUGCACGGGCUGCAGGACAAGGGCUACGCGGAGAGCGCGCUGCCCGCCCUCAGGGUCUACAAGCUCAAGUACAAGCAAGGCCUCGUGGAGCGGGCGAUGGACGACUACAGCGUGAUCGGCCGCUCCCUGUUCAAGAAGGAGACCAACAUCCAGCUCUUCGUGGGGCUCCGGGUGCGGCUGUCCACCGGGGAGCUGGGCGUCAUCGACAGCGCCUUCGGCCAGAGCGGCAAGUUCAAGGUCCACGUCCCCGGUGGCCUGAGCCCCGAGGCCAAGAGGAUCCUGACGCCUGCCCUCAAGAAGAGGGGACGCGGGGGACCCGGGGAGGCCACCCGCCAGGAGGAGGGCGCCGAGCGGCCCGAGCCCCCGCAGCACGUGACCCUCAGCCUGUCUUUCAAGCGCUACGUCUUCGACACCCAGAAACGCAUGGUCCAGGCCCCCUGAGGGACCAGGUGACCCGCAGGCCCCCCCAGCCAGGCCAGGCCACCGUGUGCCAGACCCAAGCCGACGUGCCUCCGCCUCCCGGGUGCCCCCAGGGACAGGACCAGGGCUGGGACUGGCCCCCUGCGCCCUCUCCCCGGGGACAGCGGCCACCCCCGCCUAGGAAAGGGCGGUGGCCAGAGCUGGCACCUGCCUGGUGGCCCCAGCCCGCCUGCUGGUCUGUCUGUCUGUCCACCUGUCUGUCUCAGUCUGUGUGAUCUCAAGGAGUGUCCCCACCCCUCCCCAGCUCUGUUCCAAGGGGACUUUCAAGAAUCUCCAGGAGGCCGGCCCCGUGGCUGGGGAGGCUGAGGCAGGAGGAUGGCCAGGUGGAGGCCAGCCUCAGCCACUCAGCGAGGCCCUGACUCUAAAUAAAACAUUUAAAAGGCCGGGGACUCAGCCAAGGGUGGCCUGUGGGACCAACUGGGAGGGGGGGGGGGACACAGCCUCCCGAGACGUCCAGGAGGAGCAGGCGUCCGCCUGUCCCUGUUGGUGGCCGCAGAUGGACGCGGCCGCCUCCUCUCGUCCUGGCGAUUGCGCGUUAUGAUUCAAUUUGCACAAAAUGACAUUAACUAGGAGCAGGGCAGGUUGUGACCAGAUGACUCGGGGCCGCCGAGCCCCGGGGCUGAAGGCAGAGGGAAGGGGAGGGACACGGCGUCCUGUGGCCGGGGAGCCAGGAGGCUCUGAUUAGAUACCAGCCCCAGGGCCAGCACCCCCCACCGCAGGACCCUGCGACACGGCCCAGCACCUGCGCCCCCCAGGACCAGGCAGGGGGCUGGGGACCCGCCCGGUGCCACUUCCCAGCUGUGGGGCCUGUGUGGCCACCCCCCUCCCACAGCGCGGCUCCCCCGUGGGUCAGGUGGUCAGCACUGGGGAGCUGCCCCAAUUCCUAGGAGCCCCACUGCUGUCCCCUAUGGGGGUACCUCUGGGGGUCACAGUGGCUCCUCCGUCCCUCAGCCAACCACAGCCCCGCGGGCGGCUCCACCAUGUCACAGAGGCCGCUCUGCUCUGGAGACAGGCAGAUGAGGCUCAGGUGAGGGCUUCAGGUCAGGGUUGAUCCAGGAGACCAGAGCCCCCCACCACACACACCAGGGCACAGGCGGGGUCCCAGGCUGGCCCCACCCGAGCGCCACGGGAACUGCGGGGGAGGGAGGAGGCCGACACCGGGACCUCCCUUCUUUGGUGACAGCAUCCGGCAGCAGCAUCGGGUGAGCCCAAAGUCCCUCCGUCCCCCCCGAGUCAGAGUGCACCCCCUGACCAAGGGGCAUGCGCCUGACCUCUGCUUCCCAGCCCUUCACAGAGGGGGACAGCAGCCUGGGUUCAGCCGUGGGUCUUGUCCUGUGUAGGAUGUGUGACCGGGGACAUGUCCCCAGCCUGUGCCUUGGCAUCCAGUUAUUAAAGACAAACAGACGAGAAA
This is a messenger RNA of Marmota flaviventris (yellow-bellied marmot), 3185 nucleotides long. RefSeq names its product eukaryotic elongation factor, selenocysteine-tRNA specific (gene Eefsec). NCBI's taxonomy places the organism in Eukaryota, Metazoa, Chordata, Mammalia, Rodentia, Sciuridae. Gene Ontology annotation, molecular function: GTPase activity; translation elongation factor activity; GTP binding. Gene Ontology annotation, biological process: selenocysteine incorporation. The record is from RefSeq and is a predicted model, not a curated record.